Molecule: messenger RNA, 1168 nt
Organism: Parathielavia appendiculata
Lineage: Eukaryota; Fungi; Ascomycota; Sordariomycetes; Sordariales; Chaetomiaceae
Exons: 1
Coding region: 19-987 (322 amino acids)
Source: RefSeq, a predicted model, not a curated record
CCGUCCCUGUAUGCCUGUAUGGAUAUGUGGGAUGGAAAAUCGGCUUUUCUGCACGCACUCAACAGUUCCAGGUUGAGAACUCCGGGUUUAUGUUUCGAGAUCCUUCAAAGCAUUGUGUUCCGGCAGGUCCGCAAGCGGGCCCAGCGAAAGGUAAAAGCAGGUAACCCUACUUGGGUAAAGCAUCCGUACCGGACGAUCCAACCAGCAGGCACUCGACAGAAGGAAGCGCUUUCAUGGCGAACCUGUUUGUGGGGGAUGUUUGGGCGAAGGAUCUCUUCUUGGUACCUAACGUUAACACACCGUGCCGCGCCGUGCUGCUGCAGGAGGGUCUGUUGGUAUCGUCUAUUCCCUGUUGAGCAAGGCUCCCACUCUCCAGGCCCUUGGCGGUCGUUGGCACCCUUGCCGUUUGGCUGCUGCUUUCUCCUCAUCGGGCGCAUCGACGUGCUUGUCUUCGACCGCUACGACGCUCGAUGCCGGAUUUCCUCUUCCAAACCCAUCCAACGAGCUACUAACGUCCACCGCUCCCGCGCCGACAAACCACGUCGCCGCCGCCCCGCACCGUUGGUUUUGCACACAUCUCGCCAAGCAGGGUCACGUCUUACCAAACGAGUCGUGUUUUUCCGUGCUGUCCUCACACACGGCCCGUCUUGUUCCCCGCUGGCGAGACGGGUGCGAGCUCAGUCCACCAUCCGCCGUCCGCCAUUCAGCUCCAGUCCCACUCAGGAUUCAAAGCUCACGCUGGCGAUCCGUCGUGCCAGGGCAAGAGAACGCUCUGGAGCCGUCUGGUCGCCUCUGCCACUAUUCAACGAGCGCCGGCGAAAACAAGAUUUCCAGGACGACCCGCGACAGCCAAAUCAGAGUAGACCCUUUGACUCUUGUCGUUCGUCACUAGCAGCAUCGCAUCCAUCCGAGCUCCUGACCCCAUCCAGCCAUCUUCUUCUCGAACGCACCUAUCCUGUGCUUGCAGCCAUCGCACGUGCGUCCUAGGCCUUUAGAAUCUUCCCAGCCUCGGCCUCCCGCUACCCGUCGAGCCAGGAUUGAGCGCAAUGGCACUUGAGGCGCCCCUGAGGUCAUCAACAGGAAGUGUCACCUCGAUAUACUCGCCGUACGCAGACAUGUCGUUCUCCACCGGGCCCGAGUCGCCCGCCCUAUCCUCCCAGUAUAUGGC